Molecule: messenger RNA, 2511 nt
Organism: Dichotomopilus funicola
Lineage: Eukaryota; Fungi; Ascomycota; Sordariomycetes; Sordariales; Chaetomiaceae
Exons: 2
Coding region: 1-2511 (836 amino acids)
Biological process (GO): ubiquitin-dependent endocytosis
Cellular component (GO): cytoplasm; cytosol; plasma membrane
Molecular function (GO): protein-macromolecule adaptor activity; ubiquitin protein ligase binding
Source: RefSeq, a predicted model, not a curated record
AUGGGCUUCUCGAAGAAGCCGACCGACACUCGCGCCGCCGACCCUAUCCCUAUGUCCACGUCUACCUCGGACGACCCAUCGUCAAGCAACAGCAGCGCCUCCUUCUUCUCACGUUUCGCCCUCCCUCUCCGGUCGCGUGCCCGCUAUAUCGCCGACUUUCAUGUCCGCCCGGCCGAGCCCCAUCGCAAAUAUGUCGCCGGCGACCAGGUCCAGGGCGCGGUGGUCCUGACCGUGGUCAAACCUAUCCGUAUCACCCACCUAGUCGUGUCGCUCCAUGGCUACAUGCGCGUCUACAAGGGCCCGAACGCCCCAGCAAACGAACCCAUCGUGGAUCCCGCAGAGGCUUUUACUAGUUCCGGCCGCUCUAAGCAUUUCGGGAACAGCUGCCUGAGAUUGUUUCAAGAUGAGCAAACCCUCAGCGGCGACGGGAGGCUUGAGCCGGGCAAAUACGAGUUCAACUUCAAUCUUUUAUUCCCUUCCAGCGGGUUACCGAGUAGUAUUGAUUUUGAACGGGGGACGAUAUCGUACAUGAUCACAGCAACUCUAACGCGCCCGGCAUCCAUGGGCACGAAAGUACCACUGAAAAUAAGCUGCGAACGUAAAGUUCAGUUCAGCGAGAUGCUCGACAUUGGGACUCUGGCCCCACCGCGACCGCGUAUCAUCUCCCUAGACCCCGUCGCGAAGCGACCGAAGAAGAAGAAACAGGGUGUUAGCAGUGCGGGGAAAAGCCCAGCCGUGGUUGAGACAAUCCCAUCACCUUCUGAACCUGAGCCUGAGCCUGCUCGGGUCAACGAGAAUUCCACAGACGGCUCUUUGUCUGUUAUCGGCGAGGAGCAAGAACAGGAGCAAGACCCGGCUGGUAACAACCCUCCCCGUCCACAGAGCGAGGUCCGGAGCGUCAGUAGCGGGAGCGCUGCGAGCGGAAGCACGAGCCAGAGCAAAGCUGGCGAUCCAAACCAUGUGACUGGGGCGGUAGUUUCGUUUGCCGGGAAACAACCGCCCGCCGCAAAGGACCGAACCAUCACAGCGACCGUCGAGCUACCGAAACGGGGUUGUCUCAGGGGCGACACCGUCCCCAUCAAGGUAUCGGUGCAGCACAAUAGAUGCAUUAAGAGCAUGCACGGUAUUGUUGUCACCCUGUACAGGAUGGGGCGCAUCGACUCGUCCCCUCCGGCGUUAUUCAAAGGGGCUUCCGAAAGCGAAGCGCGGCGACUUGAAAAAGAGGAAUAUUUCCCCAGAUCAAAGACGGGACUGGGGGGCUUGUCUUUGACGUCGGCAGGGCCCUGCAGCGUGUUCCGAAAGGAUCUCUCCCAGACCUUUGCUCCCCUCAUUAUUGACCCAGACACACUAACGGCCAAUCUGACUGCCUCGGUGAGGGUCCCUGAGGAUGUGUUCCCCACGAUCCAAGGUGCACCAUAUGAUAUGAUAUCGUUCGGGUAUCGGAUUGAAGUGAUUGUCGACUUGGGGGGCAAGUUGUCAAGUCAACUGCAUGCCAUAAAACCGUCCAGCUCCGCCCUGGGUGUAUCCGGCAGCGCACAUGAAGGUACUCCCGGAACCGUAUCUUCCUGGGGCACAAACAUCAUCGACACAGACACGCUCCGUCGCCAGAAGGGGGUCGUCCCCCUCUACUUCGAGAUUGUCGUGGGCACAAUUGAUAGCAGCCGGCUACGCGCUAAAGCAUCCGCGAAGCCGCAUCCCUCCUCUCAAACGGUGGUCAUUCAAGAACCGGAAACAUACGAAAGCCCUCGAGCUGCCGAAAAGCAACCAUGGCCCGCUACCCCAGACCACGCGGCCACUGGCCAACCCUCGGAACCCUAUGUUCCACAAGACUACACAGGGUCACCGCAUACCCAGCCGCAACAGCCUUAUCCCUAUUGGGGUGCUUCUCCUCCAGAUGUUCCCCCCGCACCACAUUACGUGCCGCCCCCACAAGUCCCCGAUGAAGGCAACCUUACCGAGAAAGAGCGCAUCCGGCAGGCCGAACAACGACUUCUUCCUAGCCAGCCGCCAGAAGUGGAUAUUGCGGGCCCUUCUCAACCACACACCCCCCCCGACGAAAACAUUUACGAUGCCGACGACCAAAUACCCACCCCAACUCCCGGUCUUUCACACAGCACCAGCCCACCGCAGGUCUCGGCACAACAAGGCGUAUUAGGCGCUCCCUCAGCCCCCACCCUCGAAGACCUCUCCUCAAAUGUCGGGCCGAGUGCAGUAGAGGACAAGCAAGAACUCGAACGACGCCGGCUCCUCGCCGAAGCCAGCGCGCCACCAGAGUUCCCAGAUGAUUACAGCCACGGGACCAGUGGCAGUACAGGACCCUCGGCCCCACCACUGAACCCCAGCGCGCCACCUGGUGGCCACGACUUGCCACCGUCCGCUCCCGUCCUUGAGGAUGAGGAUGCGUAUGGGCCGCAUUACACCUAUGGGACGCCGCCCGCUGAGGCAUCGUCGUCUGCAGUACCGGUAAACGCUACAGCGCCGGAGGAACCGCUGCCGGCAUAUGAGCGGUAG